AUGGACCAUGUCCUGUCGAAGGAAGAGUUGGAGGAAUUUCACCACCACAUUCCCGAAAUACCAUGGUUGGGAUACGAUCACAGACCGUCCGAAUUGGGUGACUUUGACGACUAUGCUCUGCAGCGAGGAUGGUCGAGAGAGAGACUGUUCCACCUCAAAGAAGGUAGACUCGGCGAUCUAGAGAAAGAAGGCUUGAAGGCGUUCCUUCAGAGCUGGUUCAGCAUCGGUCUGUACGAGAUGGCGUUGAGCCGGAGUCUCGACAAAGAUGGCUUUAUCGUCCAAAGGGAUUCGUCUCUCUUCUUCAGCAGCGAGCCGUUGCGACAGCUGUUCAAGGAUCUGCGGGAGGAGUUUCAAAACCUGCCGAGAGACGACCCACACAAGAUCCAGAUGUUGGAGCAUUUAGUUCGGGUCCUGACAUCGGCCAGUGUCUGGAGCCGUAUGCUGGGUGAACCGCAACUGUUUAUCAAUGUAAACGCUGACUUCUGCGACGACACCUACGAGAGUAUCAUGCGGCUUUUCACGCUCAGCGGCGUGGCCGUGCAGUAUAUGGGCGAGGUGCUCGCAAACUUUGUCCAGGGGAGCUUUAGAGGCCGACUGCAGAGCCCCUGGAUCCCCAUUGACGCAUAUCAGCGGGCCCUUGCCGAAAGAUUGGUGAAACGCGGCUGGUGCCCGUACGUGAAGACCAUGUUGAGCCCGGUCAAUAUCAUUGUCGCGGAAUAUGCCGCGAUUGUUGGGCCUCCAGCCACCAGGUUUACGCACAAUUCAUGCUCGGCUGACGGCUGUGUGCGGCACAACAUCGACGAAAGCACGUAUAAGCCUAGGCAUAUCCGCUCGGGAUGUCAAUGCCCAUUCGUAAGACCCAGCUUGCCUCGGAUCGCCGAGGUCCUAGACAGCGGGCGAAUACCUCUGAUGGAUUUCAACAGCAUCUCGGAAGCAGAAGAUGGCAUGACUGUUGAGGUCGUGCCCAUGGAAGACGCGUCCAUGUUCUCUGCCGUAUCCCAUGUCUGGUCUGGCGGGCUGGGCUCGACCUCGGAAGAAGGCCUUCCAGCAUGCGCUGUCGAUUUCCUGGCCAGCUACGCCGAAGUUGCUGGGCCGUCGAAACUGACAUGGAUCGACUCACUUUGCAUACCGAGAGAGAAGCGGCUGCGGAAGAUGUCAAUCACCGGAAUGAACAAGGUGUACACUCGAGCAUCCAGGACGCUGGUAUUGGACCCUGAGCUCUUGCACGCGGCGACAGCCAACACUCGACGGUUGCUGCUCUGGGUCACAACCGCAGCGUGGAUGCAGAGAAUGUGGACACUUCCCGAAGGCCGCUUGUCUCAGGUCCCUCUCUUUGCCUUCAAUGAUGGCGUUGUUUUGUUAUCGGACCUCAUGAAAGAUGCAAAUCGAAAUGAUUCCGACAACCCGGUCAGCGGCUCCCUGAUGCCUGAUCUGCUUGGCUUAUUCUCGGCGAAUAUCAAUCCGCUUCGGUACAUCCAUCAAUCGCUCUGUUAUCGGACCACGAGUAAGCGAGAGGACGAGGUACCUGCUCUUGCAGGGUUGUUCGAUAUCGACGCCCGGCGCAUACUCGAGACCAAGUCGCUUGAAGAUCGAAUGGCUAUGUUUUGGAUAGCUCUGCGGGAGAAGGUCAGGAUUCCGAUGAACAUUCUCUUUUUGGGUGGGGAGAAACUGCCGAUUGCAGGCCUUCGUUGGGCGCCUAGAAGCCUUCUCAAUGCCGGCAGGCAGUUGAGUCUGCUUGGACCUCCCAGCGGUGUCACCACGUAUGACGUUGAGUUGAGCGACAGCGGCACUUUGACCGCCACGUAUGUCGUGAUACGCUUGCAAAGAAGAUCCAAAUUGCUACUCAACAAGUUCAAUCCGAUCAAACUCGCGUUCAAUCCGGAUCCUGGCUCAAGGGAGGUGCCCGUUGGCCUGUUCACGAUACUUGUCAUGCCAAAGACAAGGACCGAUACUGAAGAUGCUGGGAUCUUGGAAGACAUCGAUGCUUUUGCGGUUAAUGUAACAAACCUAGAGGCAAGAGCAGGACGAGCUCUCGCCAAUGAAUUGUUGUCCUCGGUAAAGACAGUCAUCGCCCUGACCAUGGAGAGCUCGCCACCAAGGCCAUUUGAAGAGGAAUCUGGCGCAAAUCUGGGUCGGCCGAAAGACGAACCAAGUAGCUAUGCGCGUACACACUCAUUCAUAGCGCGUUAUCGAAUGCAAUUGUCACCGAUUGAGACACUGGGAGAUGAGCUGAUCACAGGAUUUGUUGGGUGGGCACGGAUCUCGAUAUCAUGA
Molecule: messenger RNA, 2274 nt
Organism: Cladophialophora carrionii CBS 160.54
Lineage: Eukaryota; Fungi; Ascomycota; Eurotiomycetes; Chaetothyriales; Herpotrichiellaceae
Exons: 1
Coding region: 1-2274 (757 amino acids)
Source: RefSeq, a predicted model, not a curated record